Messenger RNA from Scatophagus argus, 1975 nucleotides. It is a transcript of the gene tmem30b, whose product is annotated as transmembrane protein 30B. Gene Ontology annotation, biological process: phospholipid translocation. Gene Ontology annotation, cellular component: Golgi apparatus; plasma membrane; endoplasmic reticulum. Bases 157 to 1179 code for a protein of 340 amino acids. NCBI's taxonomy places the organism in Eukaryota, Metazoa, Chordata, Actinopteri, Scatophagidae. The record is from RefSeq and is a predicted model, not a curated record. The transcript is spliced from 8 exons.
AGGACAAGAUGGGCUUGGCCAGACAGGUAGCGGUGGACAGGUAAAGGUUAGCAUUUCCGUCGUGCUUACAACUCAGGGGAAGCAUAUCGAUGAUUUGUUGACACCUUUGUUCCUCCAUUUUGAGCAGAUUGUGCUCUUUCCAACAGAAUCGAGAUAAUGGUGAAACAGGAGCAUGAGUGUGGCAACCGGCCUGACAACACUGCCUUCACUCAGCAGAGGCUUCCGGCAUGGCAGCCUAUGCUCUCGGCAGGCAUUGUGAUCCCAGGGUUUGUCCUCAUCGGGUUGGCCUUCAUUGGCAUUGGCGUUGCCCUCUUUGUCACAACGCAGAACAUCCAAGUGUUGGAGUUAGACUACACGGGGGUUGCAAACAAUACGCCAUGCUUCGUGUGUUCUUCCAACCCAAAUGUCAAGAAUUGUGUGUGCAUGCUGGACUUCUCCAUUAACACACUAUUUAAGGGGCCUGUGUUCUUUUAUUAUGGUUUGACGAACUACUUCCAGAACUACAGAAAGUAUGGUGUUUCCAAAGAUGCUAACCAGCUGUCUGGCAACCUGGAUUACUUUACAAGCCCCAGCGACACCUGUUCUCCCUAUCGGUAUGACAGCAGCAAUAAGCCAAUUGUACCCUGUGGAUCAAUAGCAAACAGCAUGUUCAAUGACACCUUCAAGCUGUAUCAGAUUGUCAGUGGGACAAAGAAGCAGGUGCCCUUGGAUGGGAAAGGAAUUGCAUGGUGGACAGACUACAAUGUCAAAUACAGAAACCCUUCUGUCGUACCUCUGAAGAACGCGUUCAACGGUACCGUGAAACCUAUAUUUUGGCCCAGGCCUGCUUACGAGUUGGACCCCACAGACCCUGCCAACAAUGGCUUCAUCAAUCAGGAUUUCUUGGUGUGGAUGAGGAGGGCAGCCCUGCCAGAUUUCAGGAAGCUGUAUCGCCGAAUCACAGAGGGUGAUUAUGCGCAGGGUCUACCAGCCGGAAACUACUCCCUGGAAAUUGCCUACAACUAUCCUGUUAAGAGCUUUGAUGGGAGAAAGAAGGUGGUGUUCAGCAAUGUGUCAUGGAUGGGUGGCAAAAAUGAGUUCCUGGGCAUUGCCUAUCUUGUGAUUGGUUCAUUGUGUAUCGUCAUGUCCGUAGUCAUGCUCAUUGUCUACGCUAAAUUCAAGUUUCCCGACGAAGAGUGAGUUCCUGGUCGUGGACUGUGGUUCAUUCUGGGAUUUAUCUACCCCAUCAACAAUUCUCCUUGUUUUUGUUGUUAUUAUUUUAUUUUUCCUUUUUCUGAAAUGGGAUGAUGAAAGCACAGUGAAGUGCUAACAUAAAUUUGAGGAUACAACUCGAUAUGAACUGAAAUUACAUGUUACAUGAAGACUUCCCUUAAGGUGCAGAAGAAGCUUGGUGUCAUUUUGUGAGGCAUGACUGGACACCAGAUUUGUGGGCCCCAUUGGAACAUUUCCAACAUGGAUGCAUGUGCAGAAACACUUCAGUGUCAGUUAUCAUUCAUUGCUCAUGGAAUAACUUUAAUAGGUGUCUCUUGUUGGUAUGACAAAUUUGAGAGCUCAUUAGGGAAGUGUCAUAAUAAUAAUGUAUGUUAUUUUGUUGUAAAUUUAGCUAUACUUUCUUGAUAAAGCCUUCACUAUGACUCUUAGGGAUUGAAUGUGAAGGUAGAAUUGAUGUGUACUGUGUUAUACAAUACUUGGAUAUAGCAAGGUGUUUGUUAUUUCUUAAAUUGAUACUUUUAAUUUAACAUUAGCUUCCACCUCUUCCACCUUUUAAAGCCAUAAACGAUUUGAAAAGCCAUUUGUUACUGGACAAAAAGUUACUUGAUGUGUGUAAAAUUUAUAAGUCAGCUUUGAAAUAAUGUUGUAAAGUGUGGGAAUAUAUUGCUCUUCAAACUCAGGGAACAGGUGUGCAGAUUGUUGUCUUCUUUGUGCUUGAGAUUUUACAUCAUGUUUAUUUAUUUAAUAAAACAUCAAAACCAUA